Messenger RNA from Anopheles nili, 1328 nucleotides. It is a transcript of the gene Clc, whose product is annotated as clathrin light chain. Gene Ontology annotation, biological process: clathrin-dependent endocytosis; intracellular protein transport; clathrin coat assembly. The transcript is spliced from 6 exons. Gene Ontology annotation, molecular function: clathrin heavy chain binding; structural molecule activity. The record is from RefSeq and is a predicted model, not a curated record. Lineage: Eukaryota; Metazoa; Arthropoda; Insecta; Diptera; Culicidae. Bases 51 to 731 code for a protein of 226 amino acids. Gene Ontology annotation, cellular component: synaptic vesicle membrane; plasma membrane; clathrin coat of coated pit.
CUUUGUCUCGCGUGUGCUAUUUUGUGUAGUGCGGAAAAUACCUUUGCAUCAUGGACGCAUUCGGUGACAAUUUCGAACAGUCGGAGGUCGAUCCCGCCGCGGAGUUCCUGGCUCGGGAGCAAAAUGCCCUCGCUGGGCUGGAGGAUGAGAUUCCGCCCGUGGCUACCGCGACCAAUGGCUCGGUCAAUGGGGAUUCCGCACCGAAAGCAGAUUCGACAGGAUUCGAAAACGAGCUAAACGGAAGCUUUGAAAUGAUCAAUAAUGCCGAUGCGCACGAUCCAUCCUCUUCUGCCGAUAAUAAUCCCAACACAGAAGAUGAUAAUGAUGAUUUUGCAGGCUUUACAGUGCCAAAGCAGGUGACGGAGGAACCGGAAAAGAUACGCAAAUGGCGCGAGGAUCAGAAGACGCGCCUGGAGGAAAAGGACCGCGAGGAGGAACGCAAGAAGGACGAAUUGCGCGAGCAAGCACGCAAGGAACUGGAGGAUUGGUACAAGCACCACGAGGAAACGAUCUCGAAGACAAAAGCCGCCAACAGGGAAUCGGCCAAAAACGCCGAAAAGCAGUUCGUGGCGGAAACGGACGAAAUCGAACCGGGCACCGAGUGGGAACGGAUUGCCAAGCUGUGCGAUUUCAACCCAAAAACGAACAAAUCAAGCAAGGACAUCUCUCGGAUGCGCUCCAUCAUUCUGCAGCUGAAACAGAACCCAAUUCAGGCCACCAAAAAGGUGUAAGCGUUUUGUGCGGGAGAGCGGUGACUUUGCGGCUGUAUGUGGGUUCCAUUUGCAAACCCGGAUAACAUGUUUCUGCACAGCUGGUGCAUCGGCGAUCGUGGGUUUUCAUGAGACGGGAGUUGCUGUCGGACGAUCAUUCCCAAUUGCAAAUGCCGUAAGCUAACGAUAAAGCAAACCAAGACGGUUUGUUGCCCGUACAUAAGAAUCUAAUUUAGUUGCCGAGAUGCCAGAAUGUGUGCAUGCUGUUGCUAGGGAACCGUGUGGCAACGUACAAACAACGUAGGGUGGAAAAUGGAAAUUAUAACCUAAAUUAUCAUACAAAAUCCGCGCCGGAGUCGUAGCGGUAUUAUAAAUAUUAAUUAAAUGCUAAUAAUUUCCCAGGCGUUGCAAUAUAACUAAUGUUGACACAAGAAUAUGUUGACAAAGAAGAGUAUAGAAAUAUAAAUAUUACGCAGCGUAUAACUAAACGGUUCAAGUUGACGACAUAAAUCCUCUCACUAUAGAGACUAAAACGUAGGCAAACAUGAAACAUUCAUACGCGAAAGGCACUUGGAGUAAUGUAAAGAAUUAUUUGAAAAUAAUAAAUAGAAAACUAUU